This is a messenger RNA of Aspergillus ibericus CBS 121593, 1677 nucleotides long. RefSeq names its product phosphatidylinositol N-acetylglucosaminyltransferase subunit A/GPI3. Gene Ontology annotation, molecular function: phosphatidylinositol N-acetylglucosaminyltransferase activity. The record is from RefSeq and is a predicted model, not a curated record. NCBI's taxonomy places the organism in Eukaryota, Fungi, Ascomycota, Eurotiomycetes, Eurotiales, Aspergillaceae. Bases 151 to 1587 code for a protein of 478 amino acids. Gene Ontology annotation, biological process: GPI anchor biosynthetic process. The transcript is spliced from 5 exons. Gene Ontology annotation, cellular component: glycosylphosphatidylinositol-N-acetylglucosaminyltransferase (GPI-GnT) complex.
GCGCCGCAUCUCGAUCGACGCCAACUGCACCCCUGACAGCCUCCCUGAGUUGAUGCUGAACUGGUCCGACAUGGACAAGCUGGACGUGACUAUCUCAUGGCAAUUUGAUAAGGUGUCAUUUGGCUAGAUUAGAGAUAACUGACCGUCAUCAUGCCAUAUAACAUUGCUAUGGUCAGUGACUUUUUCUUUCCCCAGCCAGGCGGAAUUGAAAGUCACAUCUACCAAUUGUCGACCAAGCUUAUCGAUCGCGGUCAUAAAGUCAUCAUCAUCACACAUGCCUACAAAGGUCGCACUGGUGUUCGGUACCUCACAAAUGGGCUCAAGGUGUACCAUGUACCAUUCUUCGUGAUUUACCGGGAAUCGACAAUGCCGACGGUCUUCUCGUUCUUCCCUAUAUUCCGAAACAUCGUCAUUCGUGAGCAAAUCCAGAUCGUGCAUGGGCAUGCAAGUUUGAGCAGCUUCUGUCACGAGGCUAUCCUUCAUGCUCGCACCAUGGGCCUUCGGACGGUAUUCACCGACCAUUCGCUAUUUGGAUUUGCUGACGCGGCGUCCAUCCUCACCAAUAAGUUGCUCAAAUUCAUUCUGAGCGACGUGGACCAUGUUAUUUGUGUCAGUCAUACAUGCAAAGAAAACACGGUGCUUCGAGCCUCCUUAGACCCGUUGAUGGUCUCGGUCAUCCCGAAUGCGGUGGUGGCAGAGAACUUCCGACCCCCCGAGCCGCGACCUAUGCCGAGACCCAUAGCACCCAACGAUAUCAUCACGAUCGUUGUCAUCUCCCGUCUAUUCUAUAACAAAGGAACGGAUCUGCUCAUCGCCGCCAUUCCUCGGAUCCUUGCGUCCCACCCGAACGUUCGGUUCAUCAUUGCCGGGUCCGGGCCCAAAGCCAUUGAUCUCGAGCAAAUGUUGGAAAGAAAUGUGCUUCAGGAUAAGGUGGAAAUGCUUGGUUCUGUCCGGCAUGAAGAAGUCCGCGAUGUGAUGGUUCGAGGUCACAUUUAUCUACACCCUAGCUUGACUGAAGCGUUCGGAACGGUUUUGGUAGAAGCGGCGAGCUGUGGUCUGUACGUGGUGUGCACUCGCGUGGGAGGUAUCCCCGAAGUGCUUCCUCAGCACAUGACGACCUUUGCCAAGCCUGAAGAGGACGACAUUGUGCUUGCCACUGGCAAAGCCAUCGCGGCAUUGCGUUCGAACAAAGUGCGGACGGAUCGCUUCCAUGACCAGGUGAAGAUGAUGUAUUCCUGGACGGAUGUGGCCCACCGUACGGAACGUGUCUACAAGGGCAUCUCCGGUGACAUUAGCCCGGAGGAAUUCUACGGCUACUACCCGGGACAGGGCUGGGAGGCCGGCCGCGACCGCGUGCGAAGCUUUGCACUCAUUGACCGUCUGAAACGGUACUAUGGGUGUGGCGUGUGGGCGGGCAAGUUAUUUUGCCUCUGCGUGGUGAUUGACUUUUUGCUUUACGUCUUCUUAGAGAUGUGGUUCCCGCGGGCGAACAUUGAUAUAGCACGCAGCUGGCCUAAGAAAAUUCACCAGGAGAACAAACGACUGGGGAAUCCAGAUAAAGGCGACCGUCUAGGACUUGCGUCAUGAUCCAACGGCGUCUACAUUCGCAUGCUCGAUCACGGCCAUCUUCAUUGCAAUUUGAUUCGCUAUGUAUACACACGAUACCCAUACCGAUAG